Messenger RNA from Colletotrichum lupini, 423 nucleotides. RefSeq names its product protein kinase domain-containing protein. The record is from RefSeq and is a predicted model, not a curated record. Gene Ontology annotation, biological process: protein phosphorylation; intracellular signal transduction. Gene Ontology annotation, molecular function: protein serine/threonine kinase activity; ATP binding. Lineage: Eukaryota; Fungi; Ascomycota; Sordariomycetes; Glomerellales; Glomerellaceae. Gene Ontology annotation, cellular component: nucleus; cytoplasm. Bases 1 to 423 code for a protein of 140 amino acids. The transcript is spliced from 3 exons.
AUGCCAAUCAUGUACCGGGCCUCAGAGACGGUCUUGCACAUCCAACGGGGCUAUCCCGUCGAUAUCUGGAGCGUAGAAUUUGCAGUAUAUCUCUUUGCAGGAAAGACGUUGUUCAGCGCCCGCAAAGUAGAUGGCAGUUCCUCGGACGGAGCUCACUUCGCUAAGCUCAUCGCGGUACUGGGUCCACCGCCUCUAGAGCUCCUCAACCAGCAUCGCAACCGAGCGCUCGAGUACUGGGAUGCGCAAGGUUCAAAUUGGAGAAACUUAGUGCCUAUACCGAGAGGGAAACCCCUUGAAGCAGUGGGCAGCAAACUUGAGAACAAUCUCAAGUUCUUGCAAUUCAUUCGAAGGGCCCUGACAUGGGACCCGGACACUCGGCCUACGGCAGAGCAACUUCUGCAAGACCCAUGGUUGACGGACUGA